AUGCUGUCGUCGACUUGCCUCCGAUCUGCCCGUGGGCUGGCGCGGCUCGCGCCACGGACCUUCACCACCACAGCCCGCCAAUUGGACACCAAGUCCGUGGCGCCCACGCCCUCGACAGAGUCUCCCGUGCCAAAGACCGAGAGCCAGCUGCCGGCAGAGCUGCCCCAGGCGCCAAACAGGAAGGGAAUCUGGUCCCGGAGUCAGCGCCCACGGAAUGAGGCCAUGACGGGCCCCCGCUUCGAGCAGACAGACUUCGAUCUCCAGCCCCAAUCCUACUCGGCCAUGGAGCUCAUCCACAAGCAGCCCGUCCGCUGGACCCACGACCGAAUUGUGUCUUGUGAUGGCGGCGGCGGUCCUCACGGACACCCCCGGAUCUUCAUCAACACCGACAAGCCCGAGAUUGCCGUCUGCAACUACUGCGGCCUGCCAUACGCCAACGAGCAUCACCGCGAGCACCUCCAAUCGCUGCCGCAAACGUCGUACCCCCUCGAAGAUGUGGAGGGAGUCGGCGAAACUCCGCCGCUGUCUCGGCCUCACCCACCCCAUUGA
Messenger RNA from Diaporthe citri, 549 nucleotides. RefSeq lists its product as uncharacterized. The coding region runs from base 1 to 549 and encodes 182 amino acids. Gene Ontology annotation, biological process: mitochondrial electron transport, NADH to ubiquinone. The record is from RefSeq and is a predicted model, not a curated record. The transcript is spliced from 3 exons. Lineage: Eukaryota; Fungi; Ascomycota; Sordariomycetes; Diaporthales; Diaporthaceae.